This is a messenger RNA of Suncus etruscus (white-toothed pygmy shrew), 1020 nucleotides long. It is a transcript of the gene CCN6, whose product is annotated as cellular communication network factor 6. Bases 1 to 1020 code for a protein of 339 amino acids. Lineage: Eukaryota; Metazoa; Chordata; Mammalia; Eulipotyphla; Soricidae. Gene Ontology annotation, biological process: signal transduction; cell adhesion. The record is from RefSeq and is a predicted model, not a curated record. Gene Ontology annotation, cellular component: extracellular matrix; extracellular region. The transcript has 4 exons. Gene Ontology annotation, molecular function: integrin binding; heparin binding.
AUGUUCUGCAGUGGGGCCCAGAGCCCUGGGCAGUUGCACACGGCACCUGAAGGCAGGCCUGCAGAAGCCCUGGAAGUACAUCCUCGGAAACAGUUUUGCCAUUGGCCCUGUACAUGCCCUCGUCAGAGGCCCUAUUGUGUUCCUGGAGUGAGCUUGGUGAGGGACGGCUGUGGGUGCUGUAAGAUGUGUGCCAAGCAACCUGGGGACUUCUGCAAUGAAGCUGAUGUCUGUGAUCCACACAAAGGGCUGUACUGUGAUUAUUCUGCAGACCAGCCUCGGUAUGAGACAGGCAUAUGUGCAUACCUCAUUGCUGUGGGAUGUGAGUUCAACAAGGUACAUUAUCAUAAUGGCCAAGUGUUUCAGCCCAAUCCCCUGUUCAGUUGCCUCUGUGUGAGUGGGGCCAUUGGCUGCACACCCCUGUUCAUCCCCAAGCUAACUGGUCGUCACUGCUCUGGGGUCAAAGGUGGAAAGAAGUCUGAAUCAUCAAAAUGUGACUUGGAAUCAUUACAACAGCAGCGUUCAGCAAGCUACAAAACAAUGCCAGCUUACAGGAAUCUCCCACUUAUUUGGAAAAGAAAAUGUCUUGUGCAAGCAACAAAGUGGACUCCUUGCUCUAGAACUUGUGGGAUGGGAAUAUCUAACAGGGUCACAAAUGAAAAUAGCAACUGUGAAAUGAGAAGAGAGAAAAGAUUGUGUUAUAUACAACCUUGUGACAGCAACUUAUUAAAGACAGUAAAGAUCCCCAAAGGAAAAACAUGCCAACCUACUUUCCAACUCAUCAAAGCUGAAAAAUUUGCCUUCUCUGGAUGCUUAAGUACUCAGAGUUACAAACCCACUUUCUGUGGAAUAUGCUUGGAUAAGAGAUGCUGUGCUCCUAAUAAGUCUACAAUGAUUACCAUUCAAUUCGAUUGCCCAAAUGAGAGGUCAUUUAAAUGGAAGAUGCUGUGGAUUAUAUCUUGUGUAUGUCAGAGAAACUGUAAAGAUCCAGGAGAUACAUUUUCUGAGCUCCAGAUUCUAUAA